Pyrus x bretschneideri (Chinese white pear) is the source of this 1530-nucleotide messenger RNA. RefSeq names its product probable F-box protein At3g61730. Gene Ontology annotation, biological process: reproductive system development. The transcript has 4 exons. Lineage: Eukaryota; Viridiplantae; Streptophyta; Magnoliopsida; Rosales; Rosaceae. The record is from RefSeq and is a predicted model, not a curated record. Gene Ontology annotation, cellular component: nucleus. The coding region runs from base 577 to 1059 and encodes 160 amino acids.
UUCCCCCCUUUGGAUUGUUUUUGUGGUUAGAAUUUUCAGGUGCUUUCAUUUAAUUAUGCUCAAGAAGUUUAUAUGGUUCUGUUUUUAAUGUUUGGAAGAUUUACAGGAAAUUUAUAUGAAUCAUUUUAUGUGCAAGAAAUUUACAUAGGCAACUUAUAUAGUCUCAUUCUCUUGGUCAUUCGGUGAUUAACAAAAUUUUUUAUAUGUAUACAUUUUAUUAUUUUUUACUUUGGAAAAAGUUAGUGUCUUCUAAAAUCUCGCCACAUAGGAAGGACAUGGGGAUGUAAAAAAGGGGAUCUUAUAAACGAAAGAAAACUUUCAUGUCUAAGUUUAACUCAGAUGUAACUCGCUUUUUUUGGGUGUGAAGUAUUGUCAAACCAAAAUACAUAACAAGCAUUAGCUCCUCUGAAAAGGAAGUGAUCCAGCCACACACCUUCCAGUACGGCUACCUUGUUACAACUUCACUCCAAUCACUAGCCCUGCCGAUUUUGCAUCUGUUUAAUUCAGCUGGUUUACUUGCUCGCACGUGUCUAAUUGCAUAAUUCAGAGUACAGUGAAACAUUGGCUAUCGUACUAAUGGGGUUUUCAAAGGAUUUUGGAUGCAUCUCAGACUGGAUGCGGAUCGGUGCAUUUUCCGUUGAAUCUUCAGAAGCAUUCCUAACAGAAAAGCUGAUCAAACCAUCAAGGCUCCCAGAUGGAGAGAGCAUACAGAAAAUGUUGGAGUCCUGCGGCAGUUGUGUGUUGGAUAAAGUUAAAACUGGGAUAUGGAUUGCUGAUCUUCAACUUGCUCGAUGCCACGCCUGCGAGCUCAAUACUUGUGAUGGAACGAUGCAGACAGUGGAUGCAAGGCAUAUAGAGCUGUUCUUGAGCGAGGGGUACAAGAAUGGAAGUCGGGAUUGCGAGCUCAUCGGUCGUCAUGAUGUCAACGAGCAUGCCAAUGGUGCUUGUGGGGCAAUUUUCGAUAUGAAACACCUCAAGGACUCUUCAACAUCUGGACAUCUAAAUUUCUCUGGAGCAAAACAGGACCAAAUGGACGAAUUUUGGAGUAAUUCUAGUUGAAGGCCGUUCAUGAGUCACUUAGCUUGACUGUGUCAAAAUAUCAAAAUUUUCCACCAAGCGGUUAUUUUUUGGCGAUAAAAUAAAGGAGCAAUACGUGAUGCUGGAAUAGUGACGUUUUGGGCUUGACUUACGUUUUUGGAGCCCAAGAUGACCUCGGAUGGUCUCGUGGCCUUCUGGAGAUGUGUUUAGAACGUCCUGAUCUUUAAAACAAGCUAUCUUGGGCAGGAUUUGGAGGAGAUUUGAGGCUAAAACGUGGCUGGACAGUUUCUGUACAGUUUUUCCUAACUUAAUUAGAACUUUAUGUUUUAAUAUAUUUUAUUAUUAGUUAGCUUCCUAGUGGAAUAAGAGACCUGAUUACUAGGGUUUGUGCGAUAGCUAGAGGGGAUUUUAAGGCUUUGCCGUCUACAAUUUUUCUCUACAUUUUCUUUAAUGCAACUUUGGAGACAAAGAGUAAUUGCUAGGGUUUUUGGA